This is a messenger RNA of Wallemia mellicola CBS 633.66, 816 nucleotides long. Its product is annotated as S-adenosyl-L-methionine-dependent methyltransferase. The transcript is spliced from 4 exons. Gene Ontology annotation, molecular function: S-adenosylmethionine-dependent methyltransferase activity. The record is from RefSeq and is a predicted model, not a curated record. The coding region runs from base 1 to 816 and encodes 271 amino acids. NCBI's taxonomy places the organism in Eukaryota, Fungi, Basidiomycota, Wallemiomycetes, Wallemiales, Wallemiaceae.
AUGUCACGAUUCUCUCACGCAAAUUUCAACGCAAAGAACUACGCAGAAGCUAGGCCAACAUAUGUCCCAAAGAUAUAUGACCUUAUCAGCAACUUCCAUAAGGGCGCUAGAGACGCGGUUGUCGAUGUUGGUUCAGGGCCUGGCAACGGCACACAGGGGCUCCUAGAUUUAGAUUUUGGAAAGGUUUACGCCGUAGAACCAAGCACUGUUAUGAUAGAAGAAGGAAAGAAUAGACCACGCGGUACAGAGAUAGAUUGGUUCACUGGAUCAGGUGAAAAUCUUUCUCAGAUACUCCCAAACAAGGUCGAUAUGAUAACAUCCUUUGAGGCAGCUCACUGGAUGGACCAUGAGAAGACUUGGAAGGAAUGCUAUGAGGUUUUGACCCCAGGGGGUACUGUUGCACAUGUCAUGUAUGGUCAUACUGAGCUUCUCGGAAAUGAAAAAGCUAGUGAAAUUGUUCUCGAUUUCGCGCGUAAUAAACUUAAGGCGUAUUACAUGCCACAGCAUGACAUUGCAUUCGGAUUAAUGGAUGCAAUUGAUCCUCCAAGCUGGGCAACGCGUGUGGAGAGACAUAAGUUCCUCACUAAGUCUAAAGAUGGAGAGAAUCAGUGUAUAAUGACUAGGGAAACCACAUUGAGGGGUUUGCAAGCCCAGAUUUAUAGUUGGUCACCUACAGACCAAUACGUAGAGGAGCAUCCAGGUGAGGAUCCUGUUGGAGACAUCAUGAAGGUCAUUAUGGAACUCUACAAUGCUAAGGACUUGGACCACCCAAUCACAAUGGCUUGGUCAUUGGCGGUAUUCUUAGUAUCGAAGUGA